Messenger RNA from Closterium sp. NIES-65, 3648 nucleotides. NCBI's taxonomy places the organism in Eukaryota, Viridiplantae, Streptophyta, Zygnematophyceae, Desmidiales, Closteriaceae. The record is from the annotation of a GenBank genome assembly.
AUGGCGUCAGAGGCGGCGCCAGGUCAGCUCGGCGCGCGAUGGACUCCUCCGGGAGGUGGCGCUGACGGGAAGGCGGGAGGGAGUAGCGGCGGUAGUACUGGUGGUGGUCUGCGUGUGAAUAACAGCCUGUGCAACGAGAAAGUGCCGUUCGUUCCGCAAAACGGACGACGAGUCACGUGGUACAUCUGCGGUCCUACAGUGUACGACUCGUCGCACAUCGGCCACGCGCGAACGUAUCUCUCCUUCGAUAUUAUCCGCCGCAUUCUUGAGGACUAUUUCGGGUAUGACGUGUUCUAUGUGAUGAACGUGACUGACGUGGACGAUAAGAUCAUCGUAAGGGCCAGGAGGGAUUACCUCAUCAAGCAGUACCUCCACGCCACGUCAGAUGCCGCCCAGGUCUUGGCAGACACGCAAGCAGCCCUCUCAACAGCAGUGGAGAAGCAACGGGGUGUGGUAGAGGGGUUGAAGUCGACAGCUGAGGGGGAGAGCAACGAGAAGAAGAAAGAGACGCUGCUGCAGCAGGCCGCACAGGAGGAGCUGAAACUGCAGCAGCUGGAAGGGGCGGCGAAGGCCGUCUUGGAGCGGCUGGGCCCAGCGUGCGUGGCGGCUGGCGGGCGGCGAGGUGUGUCUCUUGUGCUGGGACGGCGGGGCGAGGAGGUGGAGGCGAAGGAGGGGGGGGCUGUGGGUGACGAGGCACGAGUUAAUGGCACAGCAGCCGAUGGGGCUGGGGCAGCAGCAGAUCGGGACGCAGCAGCAGCAGAUGGGGACGCAGCAGCAGCAGAUGGGGACGCAGCAGCAGCAGCAGGUGAAGCAGCAGAAGGUGACAAAAUAGCAGCAGAGGCGGCAGCAGAUGCACUGGCAGCGUCGUUGGAUGCGAAGCUGAAGGCGACUGUCACUGAUGUCUCCAUCUUCAGACGCCUGGCUGCCAAGUACGAAGUGGAGUUCUUUGAAGAUAUGAAGGCGCUUGGAGUGCGGCCACCUCACGUGCUGACACGUGUCACAGAGUACGUGCUGAGAUGGCACGAGUACGUGCUGAGAUGGCACGAGUACAUCGACGCUAUUGUGAACUAUGUGGACACGAUCAUUAAGAAUGGCUGUGCGUAUGCCACCAAUGGCAGCGUCUACUUUGACACCAAGGCCUUCAAUCUUUGCAUAUGCUUGCCAUCAACAGGAGAGUCUCCUUCCCCUCUCCUCUCCCCCCCAUUCUCCCCUCUCCCCCCCACCCUCCUUCCCCUCCCUUCACCUCCAACCCACUACAGGGAGUCAGGCCACAUGUACGGGAAGCUCUGCCCGUGGUCCGUGGGCAGUGCUGAGCUGGCAGCAGAGAGCGAAUCAGACUUUGCCACGUCAGAGAAGCGCAACCGCAGCGACUUCGCCCUGUGGAAGGCCAGCAAGGCCGGCGAGCCAUCGUGGCCGUCGCCUUGGGGCGAUGGACGGCCAGGAUGGCACAUUGAGUGCUCAGCCAUGGCCUCAGAUAUCGUUGGGUUCCCCAUGGACAUUCACUCUGGGGGCAUGUGGCAUGUGAGUGGGAAGGGGGAGUCUGGGAGGGAGGGGAGUGAGGGGAUGGGGGGGGGAGUGGGGGGGUUGCUGAUGCUAGUGGGUCGUCGUCACCUUCCUUCCCUUCCACCCAACCCUUCCGAUCUUCACUGUGUCACGCGCCUCGCCCCCCACCUCCCCCCCCACCUCGCCCCCCACCUCGCCCCCCACCUCCCCCCCCACCUCGCCCCCCACCUCGCCCCCCACCUCCCCCCCCACCUCGCUCCCCACCUCGCCCCCCACCUCCCCCCCCACCUCGCCCCCCACCUCGCCCCCCACCUCCCCCCACCUCCCCCCCACCUCGCCCCCCACCUCGCCCCCCACCUCCCCCCCCACCUCGCCCCCCACCUCGCCCCCCACCUCCCCCCCCACCUCGCCCCCCACCUCCCCCCCCACCUCGCCCCCCACCUCCCCCCCCACCUCGCCCCCCACCUCCCCCUUACCCGAUACCCCAAUACCCCCCUUACUAGCGACCUGCGGUUCCCCCACCACGACAACGAGUUGGCACAGGCGGAGGCGUUCCACAGGUGUGGGCAGUGGGUGAACUACUUCCUGCACGCGGGCCACCUGCACAUCGAGGGCCUCAAGAUGUCCAAGUCGCUAAAGAACUUCAUCACCAUCCGCCAGGCUCUAGAGAAGUACAGCGCGCGCCAGUUCAGAUUGCUCUUCUUGCUGCAGGCCUGGGACAAGCCAAUCAACUAUGGGGAGGGUGCGAUGGCAGAUGCGGUGGGGAGGGAGAAGCAGCUCAGAAACUUCUUCCAGACCGUUCAGGCUGAGAUUCGGGCAGCGGGCGAGCAGGGUGAGGAGGCGUGGAGCGAGUUGGAGAAGACUCUGAAUGCUGCUGUGGCUACAGCACAGGCUGAGGUCCGCGCUCGUCUAGAGGACAACUUUGACACGGCGGGAGUCAUAGCAGCGCUUUUCGACCUCAUCUCAGCCACCAACGUGUACCUCAAAGACACAUCCGCCAAGAAACGCCGCCCGCGGCCGCUCCUGCUGCAGUCUGCCGCCCAGUUUGUCUCCCGGAUCCUGCAGGUCUUUGGUCUGCUAGACUCGAGUCUGGAUUCGUUCGGCAUGACAGCAGGAGGAGCGGCAGCUGGGGCCCAGGGCGAGCAAUCCAAAGAGGCCAUCGUGGUGCCCUACAUCCAAGGCUUCUCAACGUUCCGUGACGAUGUGCGGGCAGCAGUGCGCAGAAACGCCACCAAGGAUGAGCUUCUAUCUCUCACCGAUAAGGUGAGGGACUAUGCGAUGGUGGACCUCGGGAUUCGCUGCGAGGACCGGGGCGGCGCGGGGGCAGAGGCAGCGGUGGUGAAGCUGGAUGAUCCCAAGGUGCUGCGAGCUGAGAGGGAUGAACGGAUCGCCAAGGCUGCUGCUGAGGCCAAGCGGAAACUGCAGACGAAACUGGCGGCCAAGGAGUGGGGAGUGGGGAGUGGGAAGGAGGGGAGGCGAGCAGCGGUGGUGAAGCUGGAUGAUCCCAAGGUGCUGCGAGCUGAGCGGGACGAGCGGAUCGCCAAGGCUGCUGCUGAGGCCAAGCGGAAACUGCAGACGAAACUGGCGGCUAAGGUGAAGGGCUUGGAGCGGUGGCAAUUCGCCUCUGUGCCUCCUGCAGAGAUUUUCAAGAAAGUGGUGGACGAGUACAGCACGUGGGAUAAGAAGGGCGUGCCCAAGGGAGAAGGGAGAAGCACUUGUGUGAAGGACUUGGAGCGGUGGCAGUCGGCAUCUGUGCCUCCCUCUGACAUCUUUCGGAAAGCGGUGGACAAGUAUAGUGCGUGGGAUGACAAGGGCGUGCCGACUCAUGACAAGGAUGGCAAAGAGCUUUCAGCUAAAGCCAAGAAGGGAGUGGACAAGGAGCUGAAGAAGGCAGAGGAGGCAUUUGGCAAGUACCAGCAGACAGUCGUUCUCGUCCUCCCACUCGGCCUCCCAUCACUCACUCUCUCGCCCUUUCUCCCUCUGCACAUCCCUCCACUCGCCCAUGCCUACCAGGGUGUGGACAAGGAAUUGAAGAAGGCAGAGGAUUCGUUUGCCAAGUAUCAGCAGAAGGUGGGAGAAGAUCCCGGGUUCCUGGACUCGCUCAGAGAGGAGGUUGCCAGGCUGGAAGCUGAGCUGGCAAAGUGA